Telopea speciosissima is the source of this 1116-nucleotide messenger RNA. Its product is annotated as homeobox protein knotted-1-like 6. Gene Ontology annotation, biological process: regulation of DNA-templated transcription. The record is from RefSeq and is a predicted model, not a curated record. The transcript is spliced from 5 exons. NCBI's taxonomy places the organism in Eukaryota, Viridiplantae, Streptophyta, Magnoliopsida, Proteales, Proteaceae. The coding region runs from base 7 to 1005 and encodes 332 amino acids. Gene Ontology annotation, cellular component: nucleus. Gene Ontology annotation, molecular function: DNA binding; DNA-binding transcription factor activity, RNA polymerase II-specific.
UAAUUGAUGGAGGAUUUGUAUGGACUCCAACCCAGUAUGGAUUACUUGGACCAGACAUCAUUGUGGUUAGAUAACAUGGUUUCACCGGCGGAUUACCAGAACUUGUUCACCUCGGAAGCUAUCCAUAGCAGCGAUCGAAUUCCCUUUUCCGAACCAGAUCAUCAUCAGUGGUUCUCGGAGUCAGUUUCUUUCGUUCCUCAUGAAAUUCAAGGAAAUGGAACAAGUUUUGUUGGUGGAGCUGGAAGAAUAGAUGAUGAUCAAGAAAUGUCGAGUGUAAUUAAAGCCAAAAUUGCAUCUCAUCCUCGUUAUCCAACACUCCUCCAAGCUUACAUAGACUGUCAAAAGGUGGGAGCACCACCGGAGAUUGCUUGUUUGUUAGAUGAAAUCCGUCGAGAAAGUGAUGUUUGUUGGAGAAACGCUGCCGGUGCUUCAACUAGCUUAGGUGUUGAUCCUGAGCUUGAUGAAUUCAUGGAAAUAUAUUGUGAUAUGUUGGUGAAGUAUAAAUCAGAUCUUGCAAAGCCUUUUGAUGAAGCUACAUCUUUCUUGAACAAGAUUGAAAUGCAGCUCAGUAAUCUCUGCAAGGGUUCUUCUUUAAAUUCCAUUUCAGAUGAAGCUGCUGGAUCAUCUGAUGAUGAUUUUAGCGGAGGAGAGAUUGAGGUUCAAGAGGUUCAACCAAGAGCGGAAGACCGAGAGCUUAAGGAUAAACUCUUACGCAAAUAUAGUGGCUAUAUUAGUAGCUUGAAGCAGGAAUUUUCAAAGAAAAAGAAGAAAGGAAAACUGCCUAGAGAAGCAAGGCAAACACUGCUCGACUGGUGGAGUGUUCAUUACAAAUGGCCAUACCCGACGGAGGCUGAUAAGAAUGCACUAGCUGAAUCAACAGGCCUAGACCAGAAACAAAUAAACAACUGGUUUAUAAACCAGCGGAAGCGCCACUGGAAACCAUCGGAAGACAUGCAGCUUGCUCUUGUGGACAGUCUUUCUGGUCCCUUUUUCAUGGGUGACUGAGAGAGGCUCUAAUAACCUCUGUUUAUGUUUCUGUGUUUGUGUAUUCUUGAAUGUGAUAAUUGUUAAUACUAUUGCAAGUUGCGUUCAAAGUUCAAUUGUGCAUUUCUUUCA